CCACAUAACCCAAUGCCCUGACCCCCAAACAGCUCCAUCUCUCUCUCUCUCUCUCUCUCUCUAAAAUUCUCAUAUGUCAUAUCAUGCAAGUAGCACCCGAAGCGCCCUUUAAGCCCCUUCGCCCCACGACAUUUGUUUCCCCCCCUUGGCCAGCUCAUUGAUUCAUUGAUUCACAGGUCACAACCCCAUCACCAACCCAACCCAACCCCUCUCUCAUCUUUUCUGUAUUACUUUUCUCCCCUCACUCUAUUUCUUCUCUCUCCCACUUUCAACGUUUUCUCCACCAGAUCUCUCGGAGUGACCCUUUGGAGAUGCGCGCUCUUCGACCCUCAUCUCUCUACCCCUUUAUAUAGUUUUCUGGGUCUUUCUCGCUUGUACCCAAAUACCCAUUUUUGUUAUUCUGUUUUUGAUUCUUUCUGGCUUAUUAUUGACUUUUUCUUCGAUUUCUCUUUGGAAUAUCUUGUGGGGUUUUCUGGGUUCGGUUGGGUUGUUGAUAAAAGAACGGGUUUUUAUUUUUUUUGGCUUGGCGAGAGAGAGCGAAAAUGGCUAAUGGGGUAGAGAGAGAGAGUGAGUUGGUGGUGAUAUUUAGCGAUGAGGAGCUGAGAGAGGUGAGUGGGGUGAAGAGAGGCUUGGACUACAUAGAGGUCACGUGUGGGUGUACCAGUCAUAGGUAUGGUGAUGCUGUUGGGAGGCUUAGGGUUUUCCAAAAUGGCGACCUUGAAAUCACUUGUGAAUGCACCCCUGGUUGUCAGGAAGACAAGUUGACUCCGGCUGCAUUUGAAAAACAUUCUGGAAGAGAGACGGCUAGGAAAUGGAAGAACAAUGUUUGGGUCAUAGCCAAUGGGGAGAAGGUUCCAUUAUUUAAGACGGUGCUGCUCAAAUACUACAACCAAGCAUCAAAAAAUGCUAAUGGGUCCCACAGAUCCCAUAAUGGGCGAGUUUGUCAUCGUGAUGAGUUUGUUCGCUGUACCGAGUGCAACAAGGAGCGCAGGUUCCGGCUGCGGACAAAAGAGGAGUGUCGGAUUCAUCAUGAUGCUUUGGCAGAUGUGAAUUGGAAAUGUUCUGAUCUGCCAUACGACAAAAUUGCAUGUGAUGAUGAUGAAGAGCGAGCAAGUCGCAGGGUGUACAGGGGCUGCACCCGGUCUCCAACGUGCAAGGGCUGCACUUCUUGUGUGUGUUUCGGAUGUGAAAUCUGUCGUUUCUCGGAAUGCAGCUGCCAGACUUGCAUCGACUUCACUAGGAAUGCGAAAACUUGAGUCUCCAAAGCAGCCCUUGGAUCUUGAUAUUCCGGUAUUCCCCACUUGGUCUGGCUUUGCCCAUUCAAGCCCCACCGAGAUUUUUAAAGAGGCUCUCAGUGACAUUGUCUUCCUUACAUUGGAAAUGAACUUCCAGUCCCUGGGUUCAUCAGUGUUCGCUGUUCUUCUCAUCAACUGGUUAAAGAACUUUCAAAUUCAGUAAUUUAUUCCCUUCAUUUACAUA
Molecule: messenger RNA, 1479 nt
Organism: Alnus glutinosa
Lineage: Eukaryota; Viridiplantae; Streptophyta; Magnoliopsida; Fagales; Betulaceae
Product: protein ULTRAPETALA 1
Exons: 3
Coding region: 543-1256 (237 amino acids)
Cellular component (GO): cytosol; nucleus
Molecular function (GO): DNA binding
Source: RefSeq, a predicted model, not a curated record